This is a messenger RNA of Myodes glareolus (Bank vole), 962 nucleotides long. It is a transcript of the gene Fgf3, whose product is annotated as fibroblast growth factor 3. The record is from RefSeq and is a predicted model, not a curated record. Lineage: Eukaryota; Metazoa; Chordata; Mammalia; Rodentia; Cricetidae. Gene Ontology annotation, molecular function: growth factor activity.
AGCUCUACUGCGCCACCAAGUACCACCUCCAGCUGCAUCCGAGCGGCCGAGUGAACGGCAGCCUGGAGAACAGCGCCUACAGCAUCCUGGAGAUUACUGCGGUGGAAGUGGGCGUGGUGGCCAUCAAAGGGCUCUUCUCUGGGCGGUACCUGGCCAUGAACAAGAGAGGACGGCUGUAUGCUUCGGAGCACUACAAUGCAGAGUGUGAGUUUGUGGAGCGGAUCCAUGAGCUGGGCUACAAUACUUACGCCUCCCGCCUGUAUCGCACAGGGCCCAGCGGGCCAGGGACACGGCGGCAGCCUGGUGCCCAGAGACCUUGGUACGUGUCUGUAAAUGGCAAGGGUCGGCCACGCAGGGGCUUCAAGACCCGCCGCACACAGAAGUCCUCCCUCUUCCUACCCCGAGUGCUGGGCCACAAAGACCAUGAGAUGGUGAGGCUGCUGCAGAAUGGCCAGUCGCGAGCCCCAGGAGAGAGCAGCCAGCCCAGACAGCGGCGGCAGAAGAAGCAGAGCCCAGGAGACCAUGGCAAGAUGGAACCCUUGUCUCCUAGGGUCACUCCAGGCACCCAUCUGGAGACAGGUGAACUGGCUGUGGCCUAAGUGGCCACCCUGAGAACUUUCUGAGGUCAACUCCCGCAGGCACCCAGGACCAUCUUGGAGGCCUGGCCUCCCCACCCUUGUCACUGGGUUGGCUGCUUGGGGGACCUAGAACUUGCUUGUCCUUGGUGGCUUUCAAAGAGCAAGUGCCAGCCGCUGAGGGGCUUGAGUCAAAGCCCCUGAAAGACUUGAAGUUCGAGAUGUAUGUGGGAUUACAUGGGAGGGAGCUUUUGUUGCAGGGGUGACCUAAAGCUCUGGCGGAGCCCAGGCAGAGGCAGACAGAUGGUCCUGGCAACCGAGGCAGUGGACAGUGGAAGGGGCUAUGAUUCAAACAUUAAAUAUAUCACCCUGUCUGGCUAUUUAACA